ACCAACGACAAGCGUGCAAUAGCACGAGCUCGAGCAAACCAGGAAUCUGUUUCUCCAAGAAGAAGGGGCAAAGAAUGGAAGUACAGGAAAACAGUCAAAAAGCCGCCCCCAAAAACCGAAGCGGACUAUGAAGAGGAAGGCGAAGAAGAGGAAGAGGAGGAGGUGGAAGAGGAGGCAGAGGAGGAGCAGCAGUCCAGGAAAAAACAAAAGACAGCAGAUAAGAAUCGUAAGAAAGAGAAAGAAAGAGAACGGGAAAGGAAAGAAGAGGAAAAAGUGGAGAAGGGGGGACGAAAAAAGGAGGAGGGUAAGGCAGAAAAACAGAAAACGAGCGACAGGGAACAGGAGGAAGAAGGAGAGGAAGACGACGGGGGUGAGGAAGAAGAAGAGGAAGAAGGAGAAUCUGGAAAGGAAGCAGAAAGUAAGGAGGAAGACGAAAAGGUAA
Molecule: messenger RNA, 442 nt
Organism: Gongylonema pulchrum
Lineage: Eukaryota; Metazoa; Nematoda; Chromadorea; Rhabditida; Gongylonematidae
Source: the annotation of a GenBank genome assembly